ACGUUUAGUCGAUCGUGCGCAGUCGUGGUAUGUGCACACAGAACAUCCGGUCGGUAGAAUAGAUUCACCGCGGUCGAAUACAACAAUAAACCUGACCGUUUUUAUGUCGUUUUGUGCAUUCUUAUUCGCAAAAUGUGCUCUCGUUUUAGUAUAGUUUAGAUAAUUGAAACAUUCGUUACAAGAUUUAAUAAGAAAACAACAACGACAAGGCUUGUUACUACAUUAAUACACAACACUGGGGCGCAACAAUAAUACAAGCGCCACGAUGGUGGACUAUUACAGGGUUCUGGAAGUCCCGCGUGGUGCUACCACUGCAGAUAUUAAAAAAGCAUACCGUAAAUUGGCGCUUAAAUGGCAUCCGGAUAAGAACCCGGAGAAUAUGGAUGAAGCUAACAGACGAUUCAAAGAGAUUUCAGAAGCUUACGAAGUUUUAUCAGACGACACGAAGAGAAAAAUCUAUGACACGAGAUCGACUGCUCAAAGGAACAAUCCGAAAUCAUCGAGGUCCUUCAGGAGUUAUUUCGAUUCGCACACGCCCUUCCAUCGUUUCUUUGAAAAGAAACGAAGGGUUUACGACCAAUAUGGCAAGGACGGUUUAAUAAACGGCGGCGGACCAAGAUCUAGAAGUCGUCACGAUGAUGAUUUCGAUAUGGGCUUUGGUUUCUUCUCGUUCCGAGACCCAGACGAGGUCUUUAGGGAAUUUUUCGGAGGCACACCUUUCGCGGAUCUCUUCAGUGUGGAUCGUGACCGACGCAACAGACGCAACCAUCACCACCAUCACCAUCACCACCACCAUCCACACUCGACGGCGCUCACCUCGCACAUUUUCACCCCGUUUGGGUUUAGUUUAGGAGGCAACCUAAUGGACGAGUUUUUUGGUGCCACUCCCGGCGGUUUUACGUCAAUCAGCAGCAUGAACACGACGUUUACCAAUGGAGGACCAACAAAUGCUAAUGUUAAGAGGACGUCAACCUCAACUAGAUUUGUUAAUGGAAAGAAGAUUACUACUAAAAGAGUGUUUGAGAAUGGAAAAGAAACAGUGAUGUCCUAUGAAAAUGAUGUCCUAAAAUCAAAGACUGUGAACGGAGUCCCUCAAAGUAUAACUUACAACUAAGAAUGCUGUAUGUAAAAGCGAUUGAAAGUGGAAAUGGUUAUUAAAGUAAAACAAUAAAAAAAAAUUGACUAGAAUAAAAUUGAGUUUUUCCGAUUUCAAAAACAAAUUGCUGAUUUUUUGUUACAAUUCUCAUUGAAAAAUUCAAUUUUAUUAAAUAAUAAAAAAAUAAUAAUAAACUCGAUUCUUCAAUCCCUUGAAUUAAUUUUUUGUUUGUAAUUUCUAAUUUAAAAUAAUGAAAAAAAAUAUAAAUGUAUUUUUUUUUUGAUUAUAUCUUCCACUACGAACCAAUAAAUUACGUUUCUGUUUUACAGAGUUACUCAGUAUCUUUAUUAUUAAGAGUCAUCAUUAUUGUUUUCUUUCGUUUGUAAUUUUUGUUUCGUUUUAAUCCUAUUAAAAAUAUAAAAAUUUGUUGGGUUAAUUACUACGUUUUGUACUUAGGUUUAAUCGUUUUAAGUUCAAUAAAUUUUCAAUAAAAGGAUACAUUUAUUAAGAUCGUAAGGAGUUAACGCAAGACUGCUACCGUCAAAGAUUAAAAGAAAUAAUAAAUAAUAAAACGCUUAAAACGGCUCGACGUGUUAAUAGUACGCAAGUUCUUCUUAGAAGUUCGAUGUGAAUGUACAGCUAACGUAGAAAUUGAUGCGUUAUGAACAUAUUACAGUAUGUUACCUUUCUAUUGAAAUGUAUAGAAAGGUUUAUUUAAACGCAUAUUUAUUCAAGUUAGCUGUAUAUAUUUAAUUACAUACUAUUAUCGUUCGAUUCUCUACUUGUACAUAUUUUAGACCGAUUUAUUGGUGUCUGUAAAAUACCCAAAAUCACAUUCUGCAUAAAAAGUUAUGUAUCUUGAUUUUAUCUUAGAAGAAAAAAGGGAUAAGACAGCGCACUUGGAUGUAAUGAUGUUUUCUUUUUAAAUGUGCGCUUAAUUUUCUUUUUGGUGUACAGUUUAGUUAUUUCUCAUUCGUGUUAAGAUAAUCUGAAAUAAGUACUUUAAUGAUAAUUAUAAUAAAGAAUAUGGACGAUUA
Messenger RNA from Onthophagus taurus, 2133 nucleotides. RefSeq names its product DnaJ heat shock protein family (Hsp40) member B6 mrj (gene mrj). Lineage: Eukaryota; Metazoa; Arthropoda; Insecta; Coleoptera; Scarabaeidae. Gene Ontology annotation, molecular function: Hsp70 protein binding. The record is from RefSeq and is a predicted model, not a curated record.